UCUCAGCUACAUCAUACUCAGUGGCAGCCAUCUUCAUACAACCUCCUUUGUGGCACCUUUCCUGACAAAGAAAGGAUAUAGAGGCACUGGAGAAAGUGCAAAGGAGAUACACAAGGAUGAUACCGGAAAUGCAAGGUUAUACCUAUCAGGAAAGGCUGAACCUCUUUUUUUCUUGAAAAGAGAAGGGUCGAAAAUGAUGCACUGGUUGUUUCUUGCCCUUCUAUUUUUUAUGCAAGGUGGGAGCAAUUGUAAAGAAUUUGAAAAAUAUGACACAUCACCACCACCUGUGGAUCCAGAAGCCUAUAUGAACAUUAGUCAGCUCAUUUCCUGUCAUGGCUAUCCAAGUGAGGAGUAUGAGGUGUUGACUGCUGAUGGAUACAUCCUCAGCAUAAACAGAAUUCCACAUGGACUUAAAGGACAAAAUAAACAAGGACCCCGGCCAGUUGCAUUUUUGCAACAUGGCCUUCUGGCUGCUGGAAGCAACUGGGUCACUAACCUGGUGAACAACAGCUUGGGCUUCAUACUAGCAGAUGCCGGUUAUGAUGUCUGGAUGGGAAAUAGCCGAGGAAACACAUGGUCUAGAAAGCACAAGACUUUGGACGUUAGCCAGGAUGAGUUCUGGGCCUUUAGUUAUGAUGAAAUGGCUCUCAAGGACCUUCCUGCAGUGAUAGACUUUAUCCUCCAAAAAACACAGCAGAAACAGUUAAGCUAUGUUGGUCAUUCUCAGGGAACAACAAUGGCUUUCAUAGCCUUUUCCACAAUGCCUGACUUAGCGAAAAAAAUCAAAAUCUUUUUGGGUCUGGCUCCUGUUGCAACUAUUGCGUUUUCUAUCAGUCCCCUAGCAAAGCUUGGGAAACUUCCUGACUUUGUGACUAAGGAUCUUUUUGGAAAGAAAGAGUUCCUUCCCCAAAAUCGCUUUCUGAAAUGGCUUGCCACGCAUGCCUGCAAUCAUGAAUUGAUUCAGGAACUGUGUGGCAAUGUGUUCUUUCUAUUGUGUGGAUUCAAUGAAAAGAAUCUCAACAUGAGCCGAGUACCAGUUUAUACAACGCACUGUCCUGCUGGAACGUCAGUGAAUAAUAUACUUCACUGGAGCCAGGCUGUGAAAGGUGGAAAACUUCAGGCUUUUGACUGGGGCAGUAAAAAAGAAAACAUGGCUCACUAUAAUCAGACUACGCCACCUCUGUACAACGUAAAGGAGAUGACCAUUCCUACUGCUCUCUGGAGUGGAGGUAAUGAUUGGCUUGCUGAUCCUAAAGAUGUGGCCUUGUUACUGACCCAGGUACCUAACCUCAUCUAUCACAAGAGGAUUCCUGAAUGGGAACAUCUGGAUUUCAUCUGGGGACUGGAUGCUCCAGAACGUUUGUACAAUGAAAUGAUUGAGCUUAUGAACAAAUAUCAAUGAAAACGGGAGAAUCUGCUCUGAGCUUUUGUUUCGAAAUUGGAAUGUGGCAAAGCACUCGUUCUGAAUCUUUUCCUUUUUUCUUAACUGUCUUUUGUUGAUACUAAAGUGGUUUCACAUGAUUUUAAAGAGAGCCAAAUAAUAUAAUUGAAACCACUAAAUCUUUAAAUGCUUUGAAGAUUAGACUUGUGGUUAAGGAAAUAAAAUGUGUGUCUUGUGGUGGUACAGUAACGUGCCAUGGCAUGGCAACAACGAAUGACAGUCAGGCCCACAUAAGUUCCUGGUCUCAGCUCUGCUCCUGCAGGGAUGUGUUGAGGGUUUGUCAUCCUGAGCUGCUGUUGCAUUAUUUCUAGUACUUUGUCAGGACAUUUGCUGAAACCUGAAAACAGGUUGCCCCCUGUUGGCUUGUCAGUUCUUCCUCAGCCACAGACCUCAUUGAAACCAGGGAGAGAAAAAUUUACGUUAAUGCAGCUAAUUAGCUUGUCUCACCAUAGUUAUUUUGGAUUUCAAGCAUGUGUUUUCCAGCAAAUGUCUUCUUUUGUCAGAAAGGCUUUAUAUUUUUUAGAAGGCUGCUUUAUUCAUACAGCUCUUUUUAAGUAGAAUUUCAAAGAACAUUUUGUUAUUUUCAAUCUGAAAUUUAAUCUGACAGAUUUUCUUUGUAUGUUACUGCCCUGCCCCAAUCAAACUACUAUACUGCAGUUCUUUUGGUGCUCGUGUGGAUAUUUACAGUGAUUCAAGGAACAUCAGCUUCAAUUAGUUUCUGAACAGUGAUUUGCACAUUUAUUGAUGAUAUUUAAAAGAGACGCUUUAUUCUGAGAGCUCUAUAGGAAUUGUUUCAACUGCCACUUGACAUGUUAUUAUCUAAUUUAGGUUCAUAUUGCUUAUUUAGAAACUUGAAAAUGUUAGACACAUACAGUAUUGUAAUGUAUGGUCUUUGUCAGCAAGGCAACUUAUGAGAGAGGUUGUGUUUGAUUUUUUCAAUAUAAUUUUGAAUGUAUUUUAUAGGCACACACCACUGAUUAAUCUUUCACAUGUACAAUAAAUGAGAAAAACAUGAUUUUGUUUGUAACCCAUCAUGAACUGCACAGCAACAACAAACAGUGGCUGUGAUCGAUGAGUUCCAGGGAUUUCUUGAAACAUGUGAAAGAUCAACACUCAGUACUGUCAUUUGUGAGAUUUAGCUAAUUAUUUUUAUACAAUCAAAACAAGUUGUAUUUAAUUACAACAACUUCUUGCAUUUAUAUAGCGUCCUUCUUGUUGGGCAGCAUCUCUGAACACUUGAAAUAUGUAUAUGAACAAUUCUUAUGGAAAAUCACUAAUCCCUUGGCUUAUACCACAAUUUCAUUUGGGUUACUUUUUAAGAGCCAAUUUAGUGAUUAAAAUCCUUGGAUUUGAUACAGUGCCUUAUAUUGAGUCAAAAAUGCUUUACAGAGUUUUCUAGAGACUGUAUAUUAGUAGGUGAACAUGUCAGUCAAUUUGCAACUAGGAUUAUCCUCCACAUCUGCUCCACAUCCCCCGCCCCAACCGCCCUACCAUCGGUGGCCGGGUCUUCAGCCUUUAGGCUCUGGAACUCUAUCCCCCAGUGCCUUCGCCUUGCCUCCUCCCUUUCCUCCUUCAAGGCCGGUCAUAAGACCUUUCUCUUUGACUGUGCCUUCAGCUCCCCUCUCAACUCUCUACCCCCUCCUCGUUCCCUCCUUCCCUCCCCUCACCCUGACCAAUUCCCCCCUGCUCGGGUCCUGACCCAACUGUAUAGCGCCUUGGAACGUCCUCCCGACAUGAAAGGCGCUCUAUAAAUGGAAUCUUGUUGUUGUUAUUGUUGUAUCCUACACACAGACAAAGCGAAUUACAUUUUUUUCCUCUAGUGAUUGUUGUCUAGAGAGGCUUCCUUUUCUUUUCAGACAAUGUCAUCAGAUCUUUAAUGUUCAUGUGAAUAGGUAAAUGGAAUCUUGCUUGAAUGUCUCAGACCAUUUAAAUAUCUGGGGAUUUUCUCUAUGAUGUAGCAUUGCUGUGCCCUGAUUUAGCCAAGUGACCUUUAGGGUUCAGGUGUGGCAGAUUUUUGCAUCAUGAAACAAUAAUAAAAACUGUCAAUUUUUUAUUGCAA
Callorhinchus milii (elephant shark) is the source of this 3500-nucleotide messenger RNA. It is a transcript of the gene lipf, whose product is annotated as lipase, gastric. Lineage: Eukaryota; Metazoa; Chordata; Chondrichthyes; Chimaeriformes; Callorhinchidae. Gene Ontology annotation, molecular function: hydrolase activity, acting on ester bonds. The coding region runs from base 194 to 1402 and encodes 402 amino acids. The record is from RefSeq and is a predicted model, not a curated record. The transcript has 11 exons.